This is a messenger RNA of Episyrphus balteatus (marmalade hoverfly), 792 nucleotides long. RefSeq lists its product as uncharacterized. The record is from RefSeq and is a predicted model, not a curated record. NCBI's taxonomy places the organism in Eukaryota, Metazoa, Arthropoda, Insecta, Diptera, Syrphidae. The transcript has 2 exons. The coding region runs from base 456 to 761 and encodes 101 amino acids.
UAUAGGCAUAUUAUGAAGAGUACCGUUACUUUUUUUCCACACAUAAGUUAUAAAUACUAUCCCCCGCUUUACAACCAUUUAACAGUUGUUGGAUUAUAAUAAUAUGGGUAGAUAAUAUUUGAAUAUAAAAAAUAAAAUCAAUUAAAAUUAGCAUUAUUUUCGGUUCCAUUUAAAGACAGUUCCAUGAAUUCAUUAGAUAAAAACAACAAUAAAAUAUUUCAAUAAAUUGAUAAAUUGGUCACACGACAGUUAUUACGUGGGACUUCUUUUUUAAGUAGCCAAACGAGUUAAUAAAAAAUUGUAAGAAGGUUAUCAAUAAUAUUGUUCCGGAUUAUGGCUUGAAGGAAAUACAAAAUCCUAUUUGUCAUUGAAAGUAUAAAUUGUCAUUAAAUUGAGCUCAAUUCAUCAUUGACAAGUACACCGCACUGUCUUAAACAACAAUCCAAUAAUUCAUCAUGAAAUUCCUUGUAUGUCUUGUUCUUUGCUUCGCUGCUGCUGCCCAAGCUGGUCUUGUUGGAGUACAAAAUGCUGUCGCUUACUCUUCGCCUUACACCACUUACUCAGCUGGAUUAGCUCCAGCACUUUACAAUGCUCCAUUGGCAUACACUGCAUAUCCAUCAGUUUAUAGCGCAGGAUAUACAGCACCAACUGUAUACAACACUGCCGGUGUUAAUGUAGCUAGUCCCUUGGUGGCAUCUGGUUAUGCUGCACCUUCUGUCUACUCUGCCCCAAUUGUUAGCAGCACUUUCUUAAAGAAGUAAUAAUCUGAUUUUUUUAAAGGAAUGAAUUAAA